Messenger RNA from Macrobrachium nipponense, 483 nucleotides. RefSeq lists its product as uncharacterized. NCBI's taxonomy places the organism in Eukaryota, Metazoa, Arthropoda, Malacostraca, Decapoda, Palaemonidae. The transcript has a single exon. The record is from RefSeq and is a predicted model, not a curated record. Bases 1 to 483 code for a protein of 160 amino acids.
AUGCCAGCCCCAACGUACGCCCUAGCCAAACGUCUGAACCAUAUUUUGACUCCAUGCGUCCCGAGUAGGUAUAACCUACAUUCAUCAGCAGAAUUCCUUGAAGAGAUUCGUGACUCCCCAGAAACAGGUAUCAUCGCCUUGCUGGACGUGGAAUCAUUGUUUACAAACGUCCAAGUUGAUGAAACUAUAGACAUGGUUUUAGACCGUGUCUAUAGGGACCAAUCAACCCCACCACUUAACAUCCCUGAAGCUGCCUUGCGGGCCCUCCUCGAGAUUUGCACGAAGAAAGCCCCCUUCUCCACCCACAGAGGCCAGAUGUUCCACCAGAAGGAUGGUGUAGCGAUGGGAUCCCCUUUGGGCAUUCUAUUCGCCAACUUUUACAUGGGAACAGUGGAGGUAAGAGUCUUCGGGCAAAUACAACGUCCCCGCAAGUAUGCAAGAUACAUAGACGACAUCUUCGUUCAAGCCGACGAUGAGGAAUAG